Molecule: messenger RNA, 2211 nt
Organism: Gallus gallus (chicken)
Lineage: Eukaryota; Metazoa; Chordata; Aves; Galliformes; Phasianidae
Gene: GTPBP3
Product: GTP binding protein 3 (mitochondrial)
Exons: 9
Coding region: 557-2014 (485 amino acids)
Biological process (GO): tRNA methylation; tRNA wobble uridine modification
Cellular component (GO): cytoplasm; mitochondrion
Molecular function (GO): protein binding; GTP binding; GTPase activity
Source: RefSeq, a predicted model, not a curated record
CCCCACGGCGGUGCCGGGAUCCGAUGCGGCCGCAGCGCCGGGAGAUGGGAAACGGCAGCAAAAAUGGGGGGAGCGAAAAAGCAGCCGGUCUCCAUGGAAACGUGGGGAGGCCCCGUGCGGCGGCGAUGCGCCGGGAUGGGGACGGUCCCCAGGGUCCCUUUGUCCCCCCCCAGCUGGGACACAGCGCCUGUCCCGCUCUGGGGUGGCUGUGAUGGGGGGGGAUUGCCGUCCCCCUGCGCGGUGUCCCCAUCAGGGUGCGCGGGGACCCCACGCAUCCCAGCCCAGCUGUGGGGCAGGAUGAGGCCCCACGGAGCCAGUGGAUCCCACUGCCUGCCGUCAGCUCCUGGCCACCUCUGUGCCUCAGUUUCCCCUCCUGCAACUGAGCAGGGACGUCACCACUGCCCCAGGGCAGGGAAGGUCCCGGAGCACCGGAAAUCCUGCACACACCGGGCAGUGCCGGGCCCCAAAACACAGGAAAUGCCGGACAUGCACCGGGACCUGCACCAAAACCUGCACCAAAACCUGCACCAAAACCUGCACCAGGAUCUGCACCAGGAUGUACACCGGGACAAACACCGGGACGUACAGCAAGACCUGCACCAGGUGUGCGCAGCGCCUGUGCUCGGUGGCACCGGGGGACACCAUCUUCGCUGUCUCCUCCGGACACGGGCGCUGCGGGGUGGCCGUCAUCCGUAGCAGCGGGCCGGGCAGCGGGGGGGCCCUACGGAGCCUCACCGGGAGCCCCGAGCUGCCCCCCCCCCGCGUUAUGGCCCUGCGGCGCAUCCGGGACCCCCACACCGCAGAGCUGCUGGACCACGGCCUCGUCGUCUGGUUCCCAGGACCCCACAGCUUCACCGGGGAGGACUGCGCGGAGCUGCACGUGCACGGCGGGCCGGCGGUGGUGAGCGGAGUGCUGCGGGCGCUGGGGCGCCUCUCCGGGCUGCGUCCCGCUGAGCCGGGUGAGUUCACGCGCCGUGCGUUCCACCGGGGGAAGCUGGACCUGACGGCGGCCGAAGGGCUGCGGGACCUCAUCCAUGCUGAGACCGAGGCGCAGCGGCAGCAGGCACUGCGGCAGAUGGAGGGCGAGCUGGGGCGGCUGUACCAGCAGUGGGGAGAGACCCUCACCCAGGCCCUCGCUCACAUCGAAGCGUACAUCGACUUCAGCGAAGAUGACAACGUGGAGGAAGAGGUGCUGUCCCAAGUGGACGCGGCCGUGCGGGCGCUGGAGCGGCAGAUCGCUGCCCACCUGCAGGACGGGCGCCGGGGGGAAAUGCUGCGCUCGGGGGUCCGCGCCGUCAUCGCCGGCCCCCCCAACGUGGGCAAGAGCAGCCUGCUCAACCUGCUGUGCCAGCGCCCGGCUGCCAUCGUGUCCCCGGUGGCGGGGACCACGCGGGACGUGGUGGAGGUGUCCCUGAACGUCAGCGGUUACCCCGUGGUGCUGAGCGACACAGCGGGGCUGCGCGAUGCCACCGACCCCAUCGAGCAGGAGGGAGUCAGCCGUGCUCGGGAGCGACUGCAGCAUGCAGACCUGGUGCUGGCCGUGUUGGAUGCCACCACGGUGCCCACUGACCCGGCUGAGCUGGGGGCUGCCCUGGGCUCCCUGGUGCCCCCCGCCACCCCCUGCAUCCUGGUACUCAACAAGGCUGACCUGCUGGGGGGGCACACGGGGGCUCUGUGCGAUUCCUGCACCCGCGGACCCCCGCUGCCCCCCACCACCCUGCUGUCCUGCAAGACGGGCGAAGGCACCGAGCGCCUCCUACAGCUGCUGGGGGAGCAGCUGGCACAGCUGUGCGGAGACCCCCUGGCCGGCUCUCCCAGCCUGACACAGAGCCGGCACAGCACCCAGCUGGGGGGCUGCAUGGCCGCGCUGGCGCUGUACAGGCAGCAGCAGGACGUGGGGAUGGCAGCCGAGCAGCUGCGCCUGGCACGGCGGCACCUGGGGCGCAUCACCGGGCACGUGGGCGCCGAGGACAUCCUCGAUGUCAUCUUCAGGGACUUCUGCAUUGGCAAGUGAUGGGGGUCCGUGGGGGUAUUAAACCGUGGUGCCUUGGGCCGGUCUGCGUCCUUGCCCUGUGCCCGCAGCCCUUUGCCGGGUGCGGUGCUCUCCGUGCCCGGGGGGAGCGCAUCCUGAGCCCCAGCUGUGGGAAAACCCGCAGGGAAGGGCUGUGCUUCCUGGCCAGGAGGAUAAACACAGAGCUGGAGUGUUGAUAA